UUGCACGUAUUGAGUCCAUCAGAAUGUAUAAAUAAGUUUUAAUACAAUUCUUUUUGCUUUCAAACAACAAAUUCUCCCACUUGGAUUUUCAACAUGGCGGACCUACAAGAGAGGAAACUUAAAGAUGCCCAAAUGAGAGCCACGAUCAACCAAAAGCUGGUUGAGACAGGAGAAAGAGAAAGAUUGAAAGAACUCCUAAGGGCUCGUCUUAUUGAAUGUGGAUGGAGAGAUCAGUUGAAGGCCUAUUGCAAAGAGAUUGUCCAGCAGAAAGGCUUGGAGCACAUUACUGUUGACGAUUUGGUCAGUGAAAUCACUCCUCGAGGCAGAUCUCUUGUACCUGAUGAUGUGAAAAAGGAGCUACUGCAAAGAAUCCGAACAUUCUUAGCCCAGCAAUCAGAUGUGUGAAGUUAUUUUCCUUUGCUCUGUUUUGUUGCAGUGUUUGAACACUUAAAAGAGACUUCCAUGCAUAGUAUUAUAUUAUUGAUGGCUAUUUUGUCAACUCAGUCGUCCAAGCGGGCUAUGUUUAUACUUUAAUGUAGACCUUAAAUUGUAUAAUGUAUUUUGAAUAGAUUUUAAGUACUUUUUCUUGCUUUGUAUAACACAUGUAUCUGUGUAUGAUAUCACAUGUAAAUCUUAUGCUCACCACUCAUUAAGAAAGAUCUUGUUGGGUUUAUAUGCACGGAAAUUUGUAGUGCUGCAUAGAACUGAGAAAAUGUGUUUAGGGAUCAUAGGGGGUUGAGUUUUCCUGAAAUAUGAUGACUUGUUAUUUUAUGAGUAGUCAAGCAAAUAUGGUUAGUUGGUGCAAGUUUUAGCUUCAAGUGAAGCUUUCCUCUGUGAUUUGGAGGCUAAUGUUUUAUUGUGUAAUACAGUUGCUCAACAUGAGUUCAGGCUAUACAUAAGCUUUGUUUGCGGGUCACAUUCUUCUCCUUUUCAUGUUUGCCUUCACUUUCAUGCAGCAGGCUAGUACUUGUAUUGCCAAUGGAAAUGUUUUUUUGUGUGUCUGUAAUUUUGAUUGAGAUUGAUUCCGGUUCUCUCCUAUCUUUUCCCUGCCACAGUUUAUUGUGAAAGCGUGCUGUGCAAGUCUAUUGUUAAAUCAAUUGAUUGUAAAAAGAACAGGCCCCAUUUGUAAGAGAUGCUGUGUGAACAGACUCCUUCUUUAGCACAUUCCAAGAUGAAGACGUUUUUACGAGAAGGGUUUUAUAAAAUUUUAGUAAAUGAAUAUGUUGGAAAAGUUUGUUUCAAAUGGUCCAGAAGCAAGUUGCUCUUUUUUUACUUGCAUGCUUUCAAUAUUAGUUUUUCUAGUCUCUGAUACUGAGCACUGAAUGUACAGGAUUUUUUUUGUUCACCCUUUCCCCCCCUGCCCCAAUGCCAUUUUCCAGAGAUUUGGCUUCAUUGAGCACUAUUUCAUGGAAGAGAGGAGCAGUGCAAUUAUGCGUGCAAUCUCCACAUCUUUUGUUGUUGUGAUUUCCUGAUUCGCUUUUGACAUGUACUUCUUGUGCAAGGCUUCAGUGGUAUCCAAAUUUGUCCUUAAAAUUUUGUUCUGCUUGUUUUUCUGUUUUUGCUUACUGUGGUCAUGUUGAACAAUUGAGUAAUGAAUGUGUGGUGUUUUAGACUGCCCCAUUAUGGCCCUAAGAGAAAUGUUUUCUCCCUAAAAAGAGAAAACAAAAGACAAUGUUGAAUUAGGACUUGCUUUGACUUAGGUUCCCUCUUCACAAAAAUUGGAACAAAUUUUGUUUUUAACAGUUUGUCUCGAAUGGUGGCAACAAAUGGUUUGAUUACUGUCUGAAUGCUGACUGGAAGGUUGUGAGGGAUGACACUUGUUGGUUUGCCCUGUAUGUAAGGAUGAAAGGUUGAAUAUUCGCAAUAAUGUAUGGUUUUUAUUUCAUCUUAAUUAUGAGUUCAGUUUGCACUGAAUUGUGGUUGUCAGAGGCUAUGUGUCAUCAGCAUUUUCUAGCUCUGAGAGUUGAUCAAAAUCCUUUGUCAUUGCAACUCUUUCAUGAUGCAUAUAUAAUUAUCACCUACCCCAUUUUAUGAUAUCUACGUAAUGCUUUUACUUUAUCAGCCAGUUUGUUUUUUUGCAUGUUCUAUGCAUUACAUUAGCCUGUAAUGCAUAAAAUGAUAUUGAAUAAACAUUACUGCUGAUACUAAUUUUCAA
Aplysia californica (California sea hare) is the source of this 2155-nucleotide messenger RNA. RefSeq names its product transcription and mRNA export factor ENY2. Gene Ontology annotation, biological process: positive regulation of DNA-templated transcription; regulation of transcription by RNA polymerase II; poly(A)+ mRNA export from nucleus. Lineage: Eukaryota; Metazoa; Mollusca; Gastropoda; Aplysiida; Aplysiidae. The transcript is spliced from 5 exons. The coding region runs from base 94 to 405 and encodes 103 amino acids. Gene Ontology annotation, molecular function: transcription coactivator activity; chromatin binding. Gene Ontology annotation, cellular component: nuclear pore; DUBm complex; SAGA complex. The record is from RefSeq and is a predicted model, not a curated record.